Molecule: messenger RNA, 708 nt
Organism: Meloidogyne enterolobii
Lineage: Eukaryota; Metazoa; Nematoda; Chromadorea; Rhabditida; Meloidogynidae
Source: the annotation of a GenBank genome assembly
CUUUUAAUUUCGUUUUCCAAUUUUUCCAAAUAUUCCCAUUCUUUUAUUUUUUUCUCUAUUUUCUCUAUAUUCUUAUGUUUCUUAGAUAAUUUUAAUUUUUUUAUUAAUAGAUUCACACAAUUCACAUUUUUGUCAUUUAACUUUUGUAAUUCUAACAAUUUUUUAUCUCUUUCAUCUUGUAAAUUUUUCAAUUUUUCUUUAAUGUCAGAUUUAACAUUACGUUGUUGGGACAUUUUCUUAUGGAGUAUUUUUUCAAGUUCAUUUUUUCUAUAUCCUAGAUUUUCCAGUAUUGCAUGUUUAUUCUUUAUUUUUUCUUCCGGAAGUUUGAGUUCAUUUUCCAAUUCUUCUAUUUCUUUCUCAAUUUUCCCAUAUUUCUCAUUUAUUUCUUUUAAUUUUCCUUCCAGAAUCUUCUCCUGUUCAUUUUUUAUCUUCUUUAAUUUUUCAUCCAAUUCUUUUUCAUCCAAUUCUUUAUCAUGCUUGUAUUUGCCUUCGGCAAUAACUGUCUCCUCCAUCUUCUGUUUAAAUUCCUCCUCAUUCAUCUCUCUCAACUCUUCCAUUUCAUUUUUAACUUCUUCGAUUAAUUCAACAAUUGCCAUAGGUGUAUCUGACUCAAUUUGUAUUUUUGAUUUUGUCUCAAAUAUUUUUACAAAAAUAUUUUUAACGCUUUUAUUACUAAAACAAAUUUUUCCAGUUGCGUUUGUUUCAUAA